AUGGCAGAGUACGAGGAUUGUGUUUUUUGUCUCAAAAUGGCUAUUGAUAUGAACAUACAUGAAUUGUUGGUUAUAGGUGAUUCAUACUUGUUGAUUCAUCAGGUUCAAGCUUGGGGUAAGGAUGUCAUUGGCCCUAUUGAGCCAGCUGCAUCAAAUGGAUACAUGUUCAUUCUGGUAGCUAUUGAUUACUUUACGAAGUGGGUAGAAGCAUCUUCAUACAAGUAUGUGACAGAGAAGGUGGUGACAGAUUUUGUUUGCAAUAACCUCAUUUGUAGAUUUGGGAUCCCUGAGUCAAUUAUUACAGAUAAUGGAGCUAAUCUCAAUAGCGGCUUGAUGAAUGGAGCAGUUCAGGCAGCCAACAAAAAUAUCAAGAAGAUAUUGAGGAAAAUUAUAGAUAACUACAAUAAUUGGUAUGAGAAUUUGCCAUUUGCCCUUCUUGGCUACCGCACCACAAUAAGGACUUCGACUGGGGCAACACCUUAUCUUUUGGUUUAUGGGACGGAAGCAGUGUUACCAAUGGAAGUUGAGAUGCCAUCUCUGAGGAUUAUCCAAGAAGCUGAGUGA
This is a messenger RNA of Solanum tuberosum (potato), 564 nucleotides long. RefSeq names its product protein NYNRIN-like. Gene Ontology annotation, biological process: DNA integration. The transcript is spliced from 3 exons. Gene Ontology annotation, molecular function: nucleic acid binding. The record is from RefSeq and is a predicted model, not a curated record. Bases 1 to 564 code for a protein of 187 amino acids. Lineage: Eukaryota; Viridiplantae; Streptophyta; Magnoliopsida; Solanales; Solanaceae.